This is a messenger RNA of Erinaceus europaeus (western European hedgehog), 7804 nucleotides long. It is a transcript of the gene MYO18A, whose product is annotated as myosin XVIIIA. NCBI's taxonomy places the organism in Eukaryota, Metazoa, Chordata, Mammalia, Eulipotyphla, Erinaceidae. The record is from RefSeq and is a predicted model, not a curated record. Gene Ontology annotation, cellular component: myosin complex. The transcript is spliced from 43 exons. Gene Ontology annotation, molecular function: ATP binding; cytoskeletal motor activity; protein binding. The coding region runs from base 236 to 7660 and encodes 2474 amino acids.
CGAGCCACCAGCAGGGAGCUCCCUUUCGGCUCUGCUCGCGCGGCUGCGGGGGGCGGCGCUGCGCAGCGCGGCGCUGCGCUCCUGCCCGGACCGGGCCGGGGCCGCUGGAUGCCGCGUCUCGGCUUCUGCUGCCUGCCGGGCGGGCUCCGGUGGCGGCAACAAAGUGGGAUACAAAGAUCCUGUGCUAAGCACUCAUAAUCUUUGGGGGUGCCACUCCUAAAAACAGCACCUCACCAUGUUUAACCUAAUGAAGAAAGACAAGGACAAAGAUGGCGGACGGAAGGAGAAGAAGGAUAAAAAAGACAAGAAGGAACGGAUGUCAGCUGCAGAGCUACGGAGCCUGGAGGAGAUAAGCAUGCGACGAGGCUUCUUCAACCUGAACCGCUCCUCUAAGCGAGAAUCCAAGACGCGCCUGGAAAUCUCCAACCCCAUCCCCAUCAAGGUGGCCAGCGGCUCUGACCUGCACCUCACCGACAUCGACUCUGACAGCAACAGGGGCAGCAUCAUCCUAGAUUCAGGCCACCUAAGUACAGCCAGCUCCAGCGAUGACCUCAAGGGUGAGGAGGGCAGCUUCCGUGGCUCUGUGCUACAGCGGGCAGCCAAGUUUGGUUCCCUGGCCAAGCAGAAUUCACAGAUGAUUGUCAAACGCUUCUCCUUCUCCCAGCGCAGCCGUGAUGAGAGUGCCUCAGAAACCUCUACCCCCUCAGAGCACUCGGCUGCCGCAUCCCCACAGGUAGAAGUGAGGACUCUGGAGGGACAGCUGAUGCAGCAUCCUGGCAUCCCUCGACCAGGACCCCGAUCCCGGGUCCCAGAGCUGGUGACUAAAAGGUUCCCCGCUGACCUGCGCCUGCCCCCCGUACUCUCCCCACCAGCCCCUGCCCUCCGGCAGUUGGAACUACAGCGUCGACCCACUGGAGACUUUGGCUUCUCCUUGCGCCGCACAACCAUGCUGGAUCGGGGACCCGAGGGUCAGGUCUGUCGGAAAGUGGUCCACUUUGCAGAGCCCGGCGCAGGCACCAAAGACCUGGCCCUGGGGCUGGUGCCAGGUGAUCGGCUGGUGGAGAUUAAUGGGCACAACGUGGAGAGUAAGUCCAGAGAUGAGAUUGUGGAGAUGAUCCGGCAGUCCGGGGACUGCGUGCGGCUCAAGGUGCAACCCAUUCCCGAGCUAAGCGAGCUGAGUCGGAGCUGGCUGCGGAGUAGCAAGGGGACCCACAGGGAGCCAGCCGAUCUGGACCCUGAGGCCGCUUCUCCUGUCCACAGCCAGGUAGGGUGCUCCUAUCCCCCUCAGGAGCCCACCGCUUCCUCCAGUGAUCACCCACCACCCCUGGCCUGUACCUGGGCUGGCGUCUGUGCUCGGGCCUCUUGCUGGAGUGUGAAGACAGAAGAGCAGAUCGCUGCUGAGGAGGCCUGGUAUGAGACAGAGAAGGUGUGGCUGGUCCAUAAAGAUGGCUUCUCACUGGCCAGUCAGCUCAGAUCUGAAGAGCUGAGCUUGCCUGAGGGGAAAGUGCGUGUGAAGCUAGACCACGAUGGAACUGUCUUGGAUGUGGAUGAGGAUGAUGUAGAGAAGGCUAAUGCUCCUUCCUGUGAUCGUCUAGAAGAUCUGGCCUCGCUGGUAUACCUCAGUGAGUCCAGUGUCCUGCACACACUACGCCAGCGUUAUGGUGCCAGCCUGCUGCACACGUAUGCUGGCCCUAGCCUGCUGGUCCUCAGCCCCCGUGGGGCCCCUGCCGUGUACUCUGAGAAGGUGAUGCAUAUGUUCAAGGGCUGCAGGCGGGAGGAUAUGGCCCCGCACAUCUAUGCUGUGGCCCAGAGUGCAUACAGGGCAAUGCUCAUGAGCCGCCAGGACCAGUCCAUCGUCCUCCUGGGCAGCAGUGGCAGUGGCAAGACCACCAGCUGCCAGCAUCUGGUGCAAUACCUGGCCACCAUCGCAGGCACCAGUGGGAACAAGGUGUUUUCUGUGGAGAAGUGGCAGGCCCUGUACACCCUCCUGGAAGCCUUCGGGAACAGCCCCACCAUCAUGAAUGGCAAUGCCACCCGCUUCUCCCAGAUCCUCUCCCUGGACUUUGACCAGGCUGGCCAGGUGGCUUCAGCCUCCAUUCAGACUAUGCUGCUAGAGAAGCUGCGUGUGGUUCGACGCCCAGCCAGUGAGGCCACGUUCAAUGUCUUCUACUACCUGCUGGCCUGUGGGGAUGGCACCCUCAGGACAGAGCUCCAUCUGAACCACUUGGCGGAGAACAAUGUGUUUGGAAUUGUGCCACUGGCCAAGCCUGAGGAGAAGCAGAAGGCUGCCCAGCAGUUCAGUAAACUGCAGGCAGCCAUGAAGGUGCUGGGCAUUUCACCUGACGAGCAGAAAGCCUGCUGGCUCAUCCUGGCUGCCACCUAUCACCUGGGGGCUGCCGGUGCCACCAAAGCUGGACGCAAGCAGUUUGCCCGUCAUGAGUGGGCCCAGAAGGCGGCGUACCUGUUGGGAUGCAGCCUGGAGGAGCUCUCCUCAGCCAUCUUCAAGCAUCAGCACAAGGGUGGUACCCUGCAGCGCUCAACCUCCUUCCGCCAGGGUCCUGAGGAGAGCAGCCUAGGAGAUGGCACAGGCCCCAAACUGAGCGCACUGGAAUGUCUAGAGGGCAUGGCAUCGGGCCUCUACAGCGAGCUCUUCACCCUUCUCAUCUCCCUGAUAAACAGGGCUCUCAAGUCCAACCAACACUCGCUCUGCUCUAUGAUGAUUGUGGACACCCCAGGCUUCCAGAACCCUGAACAGGGCGGGUCGGCCCGAGGGGCGUCCUUCGAGGAGCUGUGUCAUAACUACGCUCAGGACCGGCUGCAGAGGCUCUUCCACGAACGCACCUUUGUGCAGGAGUUGGAAAGAUACAAGGAGGAGAACAUCGAGUUGGCGUUUGAUGACUUGGAGCCGGCCAUGGACAACUCUGUAGCUGUGGUGGACCAAGCCUCCCAUCAGUCACUGGUCCGCUCGCUGGCUCGCACGGAUGAGGCAAGAGGCCUGUUGUGGCUAUUGGAAGAGGAGACUCUGGUGCCAGGAGCUACCGAGGAUUCCCUGCUGGAACGCCUUUUCUCCUACUAUGGUCCUCAGGAAGGUGAUAAAAAGGGCCAAAGCCCCCUCCUGCGUAGCAGCAAACCACACCACUUCCUCCUGGGCCAUAGCCACAACACCAACUGGGUGGAGUACAACAUGGCUGGCUGGCUGAGCUACACCAAGCAGAACCCAGCCACCCAGAAUGCUCCCCGACUCCUGCAAGACUCCCAGAAAAAAAUCAUCAGUAACCUGUUUCUGGGCCGGGCAGGCAGCACCACGGUGCUGUCAGGCUCCAUUGCGGGCCUGGAGGGCGGCUCCCAGCUGGCAUUGCGCCGGGCCACCAGCAUGAGGAAGACCUUCACCACGGGCAUGGCAGCUGUCAAGAAGAAAUCACUGUGCAUCCAGAUUAAGCUGCAGGUGGACGCCCUCAUUGACACCAUCAAGAAGUCGAAGCUGCAUUUCGUGCACUGCUUCCUGCCUGUGGCCGAGGGCUGGGGUGGGGAGCCCCGUUCUGCCUCCUCCCGCAGAGUGAGCAGUAGCAGCGAGCUGGACCUGCCCCCUGGAGACCACUGCGAGGCUGGGCUUCUGCAGCUCGACGUGCCCCUGCUCCGUGCCCAGCUCCGAGGCUCCCGACUGCUGGAUGCCAUGCGCAUGUACCGCCAAGGGUACCCUGACCACAUGGUGUUUUCUGAGUUCCGGCGCCGCUUUGAUGUCCUGGCCCCACACCUGACCAAGAAACAUGGGCGCAACUACAUUGUAGUAGAUGAAAGACGGGCGGUGGAGGAGCUGCUGGAAUCUUUGGACCUGGAGAAGAGCAGCUGCUGCAUGGGCCUCAGCCGGGUUUUCUUCCGGGCAGGCACACUGGUGCGGCUGGAAGAGCAGCGGGAUGAACAGACCAGCAGGAACCUAACCCUCUUCCAGGCAGCCUGCAAGGGUUACCUGGCCCGCCAGCACUUCAAGAAGAGAAAGAUCCAGGACCUGGCCAUCCGCUGUGUACAGAAGAACAUUAAGAAGAACAAAGGGGUGAAGGAUUGGCCCUGGUGGAAGCUCUUCACCACCGUGCGGCCCCUCAUCGAGGUACAGCUGUCAGAGGAGCAAAUCCGGAACAAAGACGAGGAGAUCCAGCAAUUGCGGAGCAAACUUGAGAAGGUGGAGAAAGAACGGAAUGAGCUGCGGCUCCACAGUGACCGGCUGGAGACCCGAAUCUCGGAGCUGACAUCGGAGCUGACGGAUGAACGUAACACGGGAGAGUCCGCCUCCCAGCUGCUGGACGCCGAGACUGCCGAGAGGCUCCGAGCUGAGAAGGAGAUGAAGGAGCUGCAGACCCAGUAUGAUGCAAUGAAGAAGCAGAUGGAGGUUAUGGAGAUGGAAGUGAUGGAGGCCCGGCUCAUUCGGGCAGCUGAGAUCAAUGGAGAAGUGGACGACGAUGACACAGGUGGUGAGUGGCGUCUGAAGUAUGAGCGGGCUGUGCGGGAAGUGGACUUCACCAAGAAGCGGCUCCAGCAGGAGUUUGAGGAUAAGCUGGAGGUGGAGCAGCAGAACAAGAGGCAGCUGGAAAGGCGGUUGGGGGAUCUGCAGGCUGACAGUGAGGAGAGCCAGCGGGCUCUUCAGCAGCUCAAGAAGAAGUGCCAGCGCCUGACCGCUGAGCUGCAGGACACCAAGCUGCACCUGGAAGGCCAGCAGGUCCGAAACCAUGAGCUGGAGAAGAAGCAGAGGAGGUUUGACAGCGAGCUCUCUCAGGCACAUGAGGAGACCCAGAGGGAGAAGCUUCAGCGCGAGAAGCUACAGAGGGAGAAGGACAUGCUCCUUGCAGAGGCUUUCAGCCUGAAGCAGCAACUGGAGGAAAAAGACAUGGAUAUUGCAGGAUUCACUCAGAAGGUUGUCUCACUGGAGGCUGAACUCCAGGACAUUUCUUCCCAAGAAUCCAAAGAUGAGGCGUCUCUGGCCAAGGUCAAGAAGCAGCUCCGGGACCUGGAGGCGAAGGUCAAGGAUCAGGAAGAAGAGUUAGAUGAGCAGGCUGGGACCAUCCAGAUGCUGGAGCAGGCCAAGCUAAGACUCGAGAUGGAGAUGGAGCGGAUGAGACAGACCCACUCCAAGGAGAUGGAGAGCCGGGAUGAGGAGGUAGAGGAGGUCCGACAGUCCUGUCAGAAGAAGUUAAAGCAGAUGGAAGUACAGCUUGAGGAAGAGUAUGAGGACAAGCAGAAGGUGCUGCGAGAGAAGCGAGAGCUGGAGGGCAAGUUCACCACACUCAGCGACCAGGUGAACCAGCGGGACUUUGAGUCAGAGAAGCGACUCCGGAAAGAUCUGAAGCGCACCAAGGCCCUGCUGGCGGACGCCCAGAUCAUGCUGGACCACCUGAAGAACAGUGCGCCCAGCAAGAGGGAGAUCGCGCAGCUGAAGAACCAGCUGGAGGAGUCAGAAUUCACCUGUGCAGCAGCUGUAAAAGCGCGGAAAGCGAUGGAGGUGGAGAUCGAAGACCUGCACCUGCAGAUCGAUGACAUUGCCAAAGCCAAGACAGCGCUGGAGGAGCAGCUGAGCCGCCUUCAGCGUGAAAAGAAUGAGGUUCAGAACCGGCUUGAAGAGGACCAGGAGGACAUGAACGAGCUGAUGAAGAAGCACAAGGCGGCCGUGGCUCAGGCUACUCGAGACCUGGCUCAGAUGACUGAUCUCCAAGCUCAGCUAGAAGAGGCCAACAAGGAGAAGCAAGAGUUACAGGAGAAGCUGCAAGCCCUACAGAGCCAGGUGGAGUUUCUGGAGCAGUCCAUGGUGGACAAGUCCCUCGUGAGCCGGCAGGAAGCUAAGAUUCGGGAGCUGGAGACACGCCUGGAGUUCGAAAGAACCCAAGUGAAGCGGCUAGAGAGCCUGGCCAGCCGGCUCAAAGAGAACAUGGAGAAGCUGACUGAAGAGCGGGAUCAGCGUGCUGCAGCUGAGAACCGAGAGAAGGAGCAAAACAAGAGGCUGCAGCGGCAGCUCCGGGACACCAAGGAGGAGAUGGGCGAGCUUUCCCGGAAGGAGGCCGAGGCCAGCCGCAAGAAGCAUGAACUGGAGAUGGAUCUGGAGAGCCUGGAGGCUGCAAACCAGAGCCUGCAGGCAGAUCUGAAACUGGCCUUCAAGCGCAUCGGGGACCUGCAGGCUGCCAUUGAGGAUGAGAUGGAGAGUGAUGAAAACGAGGAUCUUAUCAACAGCUUGCAGGACAUGGUGACAAAGUAUCAGAAAAGAAAGAAUAAACUUGAGGGAGACUCAGAUGUGGACUCUGAACUGGAGGACCGGGUCGACGGAGUCAAAUCGUGGUUAUCAAAAAACAAGGGGCCAUCCAAGGCAGCUUCUGAUGAUGGCAGCUUGAAGAGUUCCAGAACAGCCCUCAACAACCUCGGGAAGGAGGGCAAGGGGGUAGAGGAGAGGCCAGCCUCCUCACUGAGCUCCCUGAGCUAUCGGAAGAGGCUCACCCUGAAGGAUUCCAUUGGGGGCACUGGGGAUGAGGAUUCGCUCUUCACCACCCUGAGUGAGCGGGCAGCCUCCCCAGAGAGGCCUCCCCGGAAGGCCCGCACAGGUCCCAGGGAGGAGGCAGGCCAGUCCAGGAACUCUCAGGAGCUGGAUGAAUGUAGCUCCAUCUUUUCCGGGGUUGGAAGCCAUGCUAGCCGGGGGCUAGAGAAGAGGUGGGGUUCAGACUUUGACCGAGCCUCGACAGUCUCUGCUCCUGUCAGCCGAGCCUCCUCAGCCACACGCCAUGGCUCUGGAGAGGAUGGGGCCCGCUCCUCCAUGAGUUUCUCACUGUCGGGCUCACCCAGUUUCCGGCGCAGCACCUCCCGUCUUGACAGCCUGCCAAGCACUCUCAGUCCCUCCUUGAAGAGGGCCUCAGACCUUGGCCGGGAGACGCCAGAUUCCCGCCUGUCCCUGGGCCGGAGCUGCCUGGAUGUGUGGGAUGAUGGUGCCAGCGUGGCCUUGAGUGAGGUCCACUCACAGUACAGCCAGCCAUCACUGGCCCGCAGUCUGUCAGUGCCGCCCCAGCCGCAUGUCUCCGCCUCUGCCACGGAUGAGCCUUGCAGCUCUAGCAUCCGCUCCACUACCCGUCACUCCUACCUUGACCCAGAUCUGGAGGCGGCCAUCAAUGAGGUCUUGAGCUACAAACCAGCUCCAUUCCAACGGAGCAGCCUGGAACCUGACUCUGAGGAGGAUGACCGGAAGAGCAUCCAAAGUACCCGGAGUGCACAACUAGAUGCCCCAGAGCGAGUCACCAGCAUCCGCCGUUCAGCCUCAGCUGCUGAUGUCUCUCGGUCCCGGAGCAGCCGGAAGAGCCGGAGCAAGAGAAGAAGCAGCUCCAGCUCCAGCUCCAGCUCCAGCUCUGAAGAUUCCUCACAGCACAGGCAACGGAAGAAACGGCACUCUCGAAAGAGCAAGAAGAAGUCCAAAUCACGAAGAAAGAGAACAGAGACGGAGUCUGAAUCCUCCUCAUCAACAUCUAGCGCCUCCACUGUCUCUGGUCAUAGUCGCUCAAGUGUGAAGAAAGGCCCGACUACUGUAAAUGAGGAGGCUGGGCCAGCAAGUCGGCAGUCGCGGAAGGAGGAGAAGAAACGCAAGAAAGAAGUGGACAGCCUGAUGAUGCGGUACCUGUACCGGCCCGAGAGCGACUAGUGCACCCCACCAGCUGCUGGAAGUCCCCUGCCCCUGACCAGUCAGAUGAUGAGCACGACCUUCCUGACAACACCUCCAGGCCCCAAUACUCCCACAAUUAUCUGAGUGACAGUGACACAGAAGCCAAGUCAACAGAGGCCAACG